AUUCCCCUGUGCUAUGUUCUAGUAAAGCCCACUUCCCCUUUCUCAGCGAGCCUCUGAGGAAUCCCAGGAAGAGCCUGCUUUUGGCACAGCUUGUGAAUUUCCACCCUGAUACUUCAGAGUAAAGGUAUAUAAUGGGUUCACUGGUACCUAUAGGAAUUUAUUUGGCCUUUUAGAGGACAUUGAUUCUACACUCAUUUGCUCAGAAGUAAAUCCUGCCUGGUCCAGUGGAGCUUUUUCAGCAGUAAAGGUGCUUAGCCUUGCAGUCUUAAACUCUUUGCUGAGGCUGCAGCGGCUUCAGUUUGCCUUGAUUUUUUUAAAAUUAUCAUUAUUAUUAUUAUUGCUUUGUUUUAUUUUUUGAAGGGAGAAGAGAAAUGACUUAAUCUACACUACAGCCUUAAAGGGCAAAGGGGGUUGGGGGAGGGAGUUGGGGAAGACGGAAGGGCAGCUAUGCCUGGAAUUUUGAGGAGGAAGCCUGAAAACCGGGCCCUCACGUCGCAGUUCACGCAUCAUCAUGUCGCUGUGUUCCUGCUCACCUUCUUCAGCUACUCUCUGCUCCAUGCAUCCCGGAAGACCUUUAGCAAUGUCAAGGUCAGCAUCUCCAGCCAGUGGACCCCUUCCUGCCUUAAUGACACCGUCACCAGUCUUCAGCCAUAUGAGCUCUGGAACAGUAGUCAUUUAUUUCCGGAUGCAGAAGAAGCCACACUCUUCCUUGGGACGCUGGACACCAUCUUUCUCUUCUCUUAUGCUGUGGGUCUCUUUAUCAGCGGGAUUGUUGGGGAUCGCCUGAAUAUGCGCUGGGUCCUGUCCUUUGGCAUGUGCUCCUCUGCAUUAGUGGUGUUUGUGUUCGGCACUGUCACCGAAUGGCUGCAUUUCUACAAGAAGUGGUUCUAUUGCUGCCUGUGGAUUGUGAAUGGCUUGCUGCAGUCCACCGGCUGGCCCUGCGUCGUAGCGGUCAUGGGAAACUGGUUUGGCAAAGCUGGGAGGGGUUUUGUGUUUGGACUCUGGAGUGCCUGCGCCUCAGUGGGCAACAUCCUAGGAGCAUUCCUUGCCUCCUCGGUUCUGCAGUACGGCUACGAGUAUGCCUUUUUGGUGACAGCGUCAGUACAGUUUGCUGGAGGAGUCAUUGUCUUCUUUGGCCUUGUGAUUUCCCCCAAAGAAAUAGGCCUCCCUGAAGUUGGUGAAGAGGCUGACGGUGCUGCUGAAGAAGGGGCCAGCGAGCCGUUGAUCGGCGGUGAGAACGAUGAAGACGACGAGGAUCCGAAUUACUCCAUUCAGGACACUGACUUGGGCAGCAGCAGCAGCAGCAACGUCUCCCAGCCUGAGGCUAUUGGGUUUUUUCAGGCGUGUUGCCUGCCUGGAGUUAUGUUGUAUUCCUUGGCCUAUGCCUGCUUGAAGCUGGUGAACUACUCCUUCUUCUUCUGGCUGCCCUUCUACCUCAGCAACAACUUCAAAUGGAAAGAGGCAGAAGCUGACAAGCUCUCGAUUUGGUAUGAUGUCGGAGGGAUUAUAGGCGGCACCGUCCAAGGCUACAUUUCCGACGUGCUGCAGAAGAGAUCUCCGGUGCUGGCUGUUAGCCUCAUCUUGGCUGUUGCGUCUCUCUUUGGAUACAGCCGUUCACCAAACAACAAACCUAUCAACGCAGUGAUCAUGGCAAUUACAGGCUUUUUCAUCGGUGGCCCUUCCAACAUGAUCAGUUCCGCCAUUUCUGCAGAUCUGGGGCGGCAGGAAAUGGUGAAAGGGAGCAGCGAGGCGCUAGCAACUGUUACGGGAAUUGUGGAUGGCACUGGAAGCAUCGGAGCAGCUGUGGGUCAGUACCUGGUGUCUUUGAUCCAAGAGCACUUGGGAUGGAUGUGGGUCUUCUAUUUCUUCAUUCUGAUGACCAGUUUAACAGUGCUGUUCAUCACACCUUUACUAAUGAAGGACAUCAAUACGCUCCUGGCACGGAGGCAGCUUCGCAGGCUGGUCGGCUGACACUGCUCUCUUGCCCCCAUUCAGUGGUACUCUUCAAGGAAGGCCGCUCCGGGGAGACCAGGGUUUCUUUCCGGAACUUCCAGCACUUCACAUUGACUCCCUUAUUUACACCCGCAGUGUAAAUAAUGCUGGACUGGCCCACAGAAGGAUUUCCUGCUGCUGAGCGUCUGAAUCCUGUCCAAAGAUACGCCACAGCCACCUGCCACGGGGAGAUGGCUGUACGUUUGGAGGGCUUAUUGAAUGGGCCGGAGGGGGACGUUUCCUUUUCAGUUUUUACCUCCUUGGGGUCAGUUUAUGCAGUUGUCGAGAUCAGCUGGUAGAGCUUUUGCUGGAUUGCAGCAUUUUGCGCUGCAGGGUGGGGAAGAGCCCGUUUUUGAAUCCUCUCCCAUAAAAUUAAUAUCCUUCCACAUAGAAGAUGAGUAGGUCUGGGACAAGAAAUCAAGCAUACCUUUUUCCUCUUGUGCGAGUUGCCUAUAUAGGGGGCAGGGGGAUGGGACGGGAAUCAUUUAUUUAUUUUGUUUAUUUAUUACAUUUUUGUCCCACCUUUCUUCCAUCGUGGAACUCAAGGUGGCUACAUGUGGUUCGUAGCUGGUUUCCACUCCAACCACUGACCAGGCUCACACUGGCUUAGCUUCAGCAAGCUGGCGGCAUCCUGUGCUUUUCAGACCAUGCCCUGGGACCCGUCAUUCAAACGUGCAAUCCCUCCCUGCUCCCUGAAGUAGAAAACUCCAGGAAAAGCUUACAGCCUUAUGACUCUGAAUAAACUGGCCCCACUUAUAUUCUUUGUACUGUUAUGUGCUUGUGUCUUUAUGCUGAAUCUGGGCACCGUACAGUUGCCAGAUGUCUAAAACUGACAAGCCUUCUUUGCAACUUGCGUUAAGCAAGGGGGAAAGACCUUUUCAUUGUUUGAUACCAAAUCAUGGUUUCAAAUUCGCCUUGGGCCAGUCCAGCAUUUAAAUUUUUUUUUGUAAACUGAUCGUGCCAACUACCUGCCUCCAAGUUUCCUACCUGACCGUGUGUUUACAAAAUACAUAACAGGAAGCUAUGGGGAGCAGUCCAGAUCCUUAGUACUCUCAUGUAAAAAGGAACGGCUGUCCUGUUUUUAUUUGAUUUUUAAAUAUUUGUCCUGUCCAGGAAUUGUGGCCUGUGUUAAUUUAACCUUCCUGUGUCUAACAGUGCAAUUGCAUUCCAUACUUGAUUUAUUUUUCUCUUAACAUGUGAAAAUGAGGCUGCAUCUCUGGAGAUGCGCAGAGCCAAGUCAUUUCAUGCGGAAGGGUGGCAAUCAAGGUUUUAACAAGAGUCCUCAAAAUUAAGGUGAACGUGAUUUUGAGUUGGUUUCAGCAACUGAUCCAAAUGGGAAGGGGUUAUUUAUCCGCUUCUCCUGUGUCUGCUGAGCUGUGAUAACUUGCUGUCUUUGGUAACCGCCGAGAAAAAGGUUGAAAGCGUUUUGAUUUCUUGUUGAGGAGUCAUCUGAGGCACAUCCCUCCAUCCCAGCUUAAAAGAACAGGGUUGAACAAUCCUUCUGCCUGCACCAAAUGUGUUUUGAAGGUAGAACUAGCCGUUGCAAAAUGUGCAGGGCUGCUACCAAAAUAUACAGCCUCUGUCCCCCGCCCGCUCCUGUUGAGUUCUUCCUAUUCUCCACCACAUAGUUCAAUGCAGUGCAUGUCCUGGUGCUAUUUCUGCUGUGCCAUGAGCGUAAGAGAAUACUGUUUAGUGGUGUCAGGACAUGAGCCAAGUUGAACUCGAUGUUGCGGAAGAGAAGAGGAAAAUGCGACUGGGGGAGGGGGUGGUAGUUGGUGAUUAGGACUAACAGCAUAUAGGGCUGGAUCAGACGAUACCUGUCCCCCAAUCUGUCUUGUGCAGGGCAGGUGUGCUUUCCUUGCCACCUGAUGCGCCUGACCCCUUUUGGACACCUGUAGAUCCCUGCAGGGUGAAUACAGACAUUGACACUCGCUCCCCACAGUGGGUAGGCUUGUUUUGAGCAGUCUAUUCCCAGAUUUUAUUUUGUGGAGUCUCUCUUUCAAUGUGUAUUGGAAUUUUGCACCCACAAGCUGUAUCCAUUAUGUCCCCCUGGGGACUGAAGGUGGGCCCUUGCUUCCUGGGACCAGUAUUGCGGGAUCCAGCCCACUGUUGCUUCCUUGCCUGUUCUUUGGUUGAAUUGGGGUAGGGGGUAGGGGAAGAGUGAGGUGCACAGGCUCCAGCCCAGAUGCAGUGCACAUUUCAUAUGUAAAUUGGAUCUGGAAAUGCAGCACAACGUUCUUUGGGUCACUGGAGUGGCUCUCAAAUCCUCCAACCAUGUCUGAAAACAGUAACAUCGUGCCUUGGAUGUCUCCUCAGCAAUGCGUAUCCAACCUGGUUUCUUGUGGCUGCUGAGAUUGAGGGGGAAGAAAAGCAAUUCUGGGGAAUACUGGGAAUUGUAGGACUUUUUCUGUCUAAACAUGCAUAGGAUUGCGCCCUUAGUUGCAAAUUUGGGGUGGGGGAGGGAUUGGUUUUUACUUUUCCAAAAAUGCCUUUAUAAAUACUUAAUGUACAGUGCUAGCCUUCCUCUCUCUUUUUUUAUAUAAUUAUUUAUGAAUGUAAAUGUUGUGUGACUCCUGUGAGCGAAAUGUUCUUGGUGUUUCAAGGGCCUCUUCCUUUAUUGUGUGUUGCUUAGCUGUUGUGUUCUCUUCUCCAUCAGUGCUGCUCACUGCCAUUGGUCUUCAGGAUGUGGUAACUUAAUUUCUCUGUGAGUUUCCUUUUUUCAAAAAAGAAAAGAAAGAAGGGGGAAUCUUUCCUCUCUUUGCUUUUCGUUUGGCUAUCUAAUCCAUCAGUGGCAUGAAGAUGUAAAUUAGUUUCUUUUUUCCUCCUUGUUCCUUCCCCCCAUCAGCUGUUCUGAGAGUUUAUCCUGACUUAAAAGUCAUUUAUAUGGUCUGGUCUCAUCACGAAAGCAACAUGCUCUGAAUUCUAGAACUUCCAUAGAGUAAAAAAAAAAUCCAUUCUUAAUCUUUAUAGUCUGUGCGCACAAUCACUUUCCCACUUUUUAUGAACUUGAUUGGGGAGAUCCACAAAGCACUGGAUCUUUCAAGAAGGGGUGUGUCUGAUACUUGUUCAGCAUCCUCACUCCUGUGCCUCUCGUGUCUGCACAGCACCAGGGUGGUGGAAGAAGAGCAGUUGGCUGAAUAAGCCCUUAGGAUGCCAAGUUUGAAAUGUUGGUCCUCAUUAAUUCCUUGGCUGAUCAGGGAUGAAGACAGACAUAUCCUCAAGCAGCCUUCCCUCAUCCUGGUGCCCACCAGAUGUGCAGGACUACAACUUCCAUCAUUCCCAGUCAGUAUGGCAAUCUCACUCUGGCUGGGGAUGGUAGGAGUUGUGACCAACACAUCUAGAGGGAGACAGAUUGGGAGAAGGCUUUGGUAGAAGUAGUUUUGACACAGUGUGUGUGUGUUCAGAAAACCAUUUCUACCACAUCUGGACUGCUGCCUGUCUUCCUUCAGUCCGGGUAAGCUGUAAAUCUCAACCACAAAUUGUUCACCUCAACAUUCACAAACCAUUCUAGGGGUGCUUUGAAACGCAUUGUACCUGAUACUGACAACCAGUUAGACACUUCCUUCACCCCAUAUAUUCCCAUUUAGGAUCCUCUGACUCUGUGCAAAUGCAGGAGGGCUGUCAGCUUUCCAAAUAAAUUCAUGGGAAUAAAUUAUUUUUGGCAAAUUGGA
Messenger RNA from Elgaria multicarinata webbii, 5663 nucleotides. It is a transcript of the gene SLC37A3, whose product is annotated as solute carrier family 37 member 3. The record is from RefSeq and is a predicted model, not a curated record. Gene Ontology annotation, biological process: transmembrane transport. The transcript is spliced from 14 exons. The coding region runs from base 448 to 1971 and encodes 507 amino acids. Gene Ontology annotation, molecular function: transmembrane transporter activity. Lineage: Eukaryota; Metazoa; Chordata; Lepidosauria; Squamata; Anguidae. Gene Ontology annotation, cellular component: endoplasmic reticulum membrane.